This is a messenger RNA of Aphanomyces invadans, 2452 nucleotides long. RefSeq lists its product as hypothetical. Bases 76 to 2373 code for a protein of 765 amino acids. The transcript is spliced from 11 exons. Lineage: Eukaryota; Oomycota; Saprolegniomycetes; Saprolegniales; Verrucalvaceae. Gene Ontology annotation, molecular function: calcium-activated cation channel activity. Gene Ontology annotation, cellular component: plasma membrane. The record is from RefSeq and is a predicted model, not a curated record.
CACUACGUAUCUUCAGGUUGCGGUUGUCCGCGAGAGAGAGCGCGGGCUGUCGACGCCGCCAACUCGUUGGGCGAGAUGAACUCCACGGAUGAUAUAUGGCACGUGGACUACACAAGGAAGCGACUGGAGCAGGCGGCACAGGGUUGGAGUAGCAUUGCGCUUGUCGUCAGUGUGAACUCGUGUAUGUUUGCCGUGGCAUGCGUCCUGUUUCGCGUGUCCCGGAGCAGCCGCACGAGUCUCUUCUUCAUGGGCAAAGUCAACUCCAACUACGCUGCAUAUCCGUUUAACCAACCGCACAUGACCGAGUGGCAGCAGUUUGUUGCGUUUGUCUUCACGAUGAACGAUAUCGCGUCGCUCCACAAAGCCAUUGGAGACGAGGGAGCGUUCUACUUGACGUUUCAAGUCUACGCCCUCAAGAUGGUGCUCGUCAUGACUGCCUUUGCAUUACUUGUGCUCAUUCCGACCUACGUGCUGUGCGCGCCGACAUCGUUGGCCGCGUUCAGUACGAUGACGAUCCGAGCAUUGCCGGACAAGUCGCCCCUGUUGUGGGUCGCGGUCGUGAGCUGUUAUGUGUUUUCAGGCCUGUACGCGAUUUUCCUGACCCAGCUUAGUCGCUUGUGCAACAACAAGGACCCGACCAACACGGACCUGCUGUGCAUGUUUCCCUCCGAGCUCAGUGCGAAGACCGUCCUUAUCGACGCCGGCGCUCCCAAGUGCAUGUCGCCCGAGCGCAUCUUCUACCUCCUGGACCAAAUCUUUCCAGGAUUGAUCUCGCACGUUGCGGUCGUGUACGACUUGACCGAGUACAAGCGCAGCCACACGAUUCGUAUCGCCCACGAGAAUACGGUUGACCGGCUCACGCUGCUCAUGGCUCGAAAGCACCGUGGGGACCUGCCAUGGUAUGUCCACUUGUUCCACGAGCCCAUGUCGUACGUGUCAACAAAGUCGCUGGCGGCGCAAAUCCAAUUUCUCCAGCGAGAUAUCGACAAGCGCCACCAAGACGAGAUCCGGUCGAUUCAGCGCAUCCUGACCACCCAUCGCGGCACGGGCCGUCUAUUUAUUAUCUUCAAUGACCCGAAGGCCAAGGCCAAGUUUGUGCGCAAGAUUCAGCACCGCAGCACGACAUACCUCAUCGCACGGACCCCGAAAAAGCUCCACACAGCACUGCGGCAAAAGAUCCACGAACUCGCGCUCACGUCGUGGCACUUGGAGCUCGCCCCUGAGCCAGACGACUUGGACUGGCACUUCAUCUCGUAUCACCGGGUCAAGCGGACGGCGCAGACUGUGCUCUUGUACACGUUCUUGACUGUAUUCAUUGUCGUAUUCACGUCGCCGCUGGCCGUCACGUCCGCCAUUGCGUCUGGCAAGUACGCAGGCACGGCCAAGUCGUUAAAUGAUCUCGUGAUGCAAACGAAGAAUUGGGCGGCCAACCUGUCCCCUGCCAUCGCAAACGUGACAGCGUCGUACGUGCCGACCAUGAUUUUGGUCAUGAUCAAUGCAAUACUGCUCAACGUGAUUCUGCACGCUGGGCUCAUGCAACCCAAGUGCACCGACUCGGCCAAAGAAAAGAGCAUCCUGCAUUACAGCGCCGUGUACCUCAUCUUCAACACGCUCGUGGUCCCGAGCUUUACCUUUGUGUCAAUCAAUUCGCUGAUUCAGCACUUUAUGGGCCAAGGCCAGGUGCUCGAGAUGUUUGAGAUGCUCUUUCUCAACAAUUCGGGGGUGUUCUUCGUCAACUAUGUCAUUCAGCGCGCAUUUGUUGGGACGGCGAUGGCUGCCUUGCGUCUGUCGGAGGCGGGACAAAUGUGCUGGAAAGUGGCGCGGGCAUUGACCCCGACAGAGCAUGACGAUGCAGUGCAGCCGUGGAAGUUUUACACAGGCACGCAGUCGGCCCUACAAAUCAGCGUGUUGGUAGUAAUCGUGGCGUUCAGUACGGUCGUCCCUGUGAUAUUGCCGUUUGGGUCGUUCUACUUGUUUGUGCAACACAUCGUCGACAAAUAUGCCUUGCUCUACGUGCGCCCGAAAAUCAACGGGAAAGGCGCGAUCGCCACGACGUCGACUCACGCGAGCAUGUUUGCGCUGGUAAUAUACCAGGGCGCGAUGGCCGGGUUCUUCCUCGUUCGCGGAACGUGGCACCAAAUCGCGGCGGUGGUCGCACUGCUAUUGGUCUCGAUGGUGUUUAUGCUCUGGCACUACAUUCGAGACAAAGGGCAAAUGUACCGCGCCGUGGGCCAGCCAUACAAGCCAGAACAGACGAUGCUGCUCAGCCCAAACUCCAAAUCUGUCGACAUGUACCGCGACCCUGUCCUGCGGCUCUUGGACGCCACGACGCGGACGCAGAGCGAGCGGUAUGGCGCGAUUGUGUUGCCAUGAUGCACUCUUCCCCCAUGAAUCAAGAAGCUUCCGAGACUUUUGUGUUUGUAAAGAGCACUUGAUGUUCAUACUGCUGAAA